Molecule: messenger RNA, 686 nt
Organism: Camellia sinensis
Lineage: Eukaryota; Viridiplantae; Streptophyta; Magnoliopsida; Ericales; Theaceae
Source: RefSeq, a predicted model, not a curated record
GUUCGUUUGUAGAUAUUGAUCAUUCAAAAUGCAUUUGCAGGCAUCCAUCGAGUAUACGGGAGGUGCUUUUGAGCUGAUAGCCUCCCUGAUGGGGAUGGUACAUAGGAGAAAAGCGUUGUUCAGCCUUUACGAUAUUCAGAUUCCAUCCAUACCGAUGGCACCAGCGGCAGCUGCAGCACUUGUACCGGUACCAACAGUACCUCAUCUGGCAGUAGGGAGGAGAGAGAGACAGGCUCCAAUACACAGCCAAGGCAGAGCUAGGGGCACCCGAGCCGAGAAUAGCCUUUCAGAGCCCAUUCUGAGUGAUGAUGAUGCCGAGACGAGCGACUUUGAGGAGGCAGCGAGUCAGCAUUCAGAGUCAUCUGAGAGUGGAGGUGAUGAUACUGGCUUGGGUUCCGAAAGUGAAGGCGAUGCUGAGGCGAGCUCUAAGACAUUGAGCGGAGACGACAUUGGCUCGGGUUCCGGUCCAGGUUCAAAUAGUGGUGCCGACAGAGACAGUGCCCUAAAGUCCUCUCCUCCGAGGAAGAGGACAAAGAGGGCCUCUCGAGCCUGAGGCAACCAACGCUGAUUGUUUUGUGUUUUGCUUAGUUUCUUUUUGCUAGUAGCAUUAGCACAUGUAUAGCUGUAGGAAGUUCUAUUUGCUUUAAAAACUUGUAACCCACUUUUGUAAAAACAACCAUGAUCGA